Molecule: messenger RNA, 3444 nt
Organism: Cynocephalus volans (Philippine flying lemur)
Lineage: Eukaryota; Metazoa; Chordata; Mammalia; Dermoptera; Cynocephalidae
Gene: EPHB3
Product: EPH receptor B3
Biological process (GO): protein phosphorylation; ephrin receptor signaling pathway; axon guidance
Cellular component (GO): dendrite; plasma membrane
Molecular function (GO): ATP binding; transmembrane-ephrin receptor activity; protein binding
Source: RefSeq, a predicted model, not a curated record
AUGGCCCGCGCCCUCCCGCCGCCGCCGGGGCUCCUGCCGCUGCUGCCUGCGCUGCUACUGCUGCUGCCGCUGCUGCUGCCCACUGGCUGCCGCGCGCUGGAAGAGACCCUCAUGGACACAAAAUGGGUGACGUCUGAGUUGGCGUGGACAUCUCAUCCAGAAAGUGGGUGGGAGGAGGUGAGUGGCUACGACGAGGCCAUGAACCCUAUCCGCACAUACCAGGUGUGUAAUGUGCGUGAGUCAAGUCAGAACAACUGGCUUCGCACGGGGUUCAUCUGGCGGCGGGAUGUGCAGCGGGUCUACGUGGAGCUCAAGUUCACGGUGCGUGACUGCAACAGCAUCCCCAAUAUCCCUGGCUCCUGCAAGGAGACCUUCAACCUCUUCUACUACGAGGCUGACAGUGAUGUGGCCUCAGCCUCCUCCCCCUUCUGGAUGGAGAACCCCUAUGUGAAAGUGGACACCAUUGCUCCUGAUGAGAGCUUCUCGCGGCUCGAUGCCGGCCGUGUCAACACCAAGGUGCGCAGCUUCGGGCCGCUUUCCAAGGCCGGCUUCUACUUGGCCUUCCAGGACCAGGGUGCUUGCAUGUCACUCAUCUCCGUACGUGCCUUCUACAAGAAGUGUGCGUCCAUCACCGCAAGCUUCGCACUCUUCCCUGAGACCCUGACUGGGGCGGAGCCCACUUCACUGGUCAUUGCUCCAGGCACCUGCAUCUCUAAUGCGGUGGAGGUAUCAGUACCACUCAAGCUCUACUGCAAUGGUGACGGGGAGUGGAUGGUGCCCGUGGGUGCCUGCACCUGUGCCACCGGCCAUGAGCCAGCUGCCAAGGAGACCCAAUGCCGCCCCUGUCCCCCUGGGAGCUACAAGGCAAAGCAGGGAGAGGGGCCCUGCCUGCCCUGCCCCCCCAACAGCCGCACCACCUCACCAGCUGCCAGCAUCUGCACCUGCCACAAUAACUUCUACCGCGCAGACUCGGACUCUGCAGACAGUGCCUGUACCACGGUGCCAUCUCCACCUCGGGGUGUGAUCUCCAACGUGAAUGAGACCUCACUGAUCCUUGAGUGGAGUGAGCCCCGGGACCUGGGUGGCCGGGAUGACCUCCUGUACAAUGUCAUCUGCAAGAAGUGCCAUGGGGGCCCUGGGACCGGGGGGCCCUCGGCCUGCUCACGCUGUGAUGACAACGUGGAGUUUGUGCCUCGGCAGCUGGGCCUGACAGAGCGCCGGGUCCACAUCAGCCAUCUGCUGGCCCACACGCGCUACACCUUUGAGGUGCAGGCAGUCAACGGGGUCUCAGGCAAGAGCCCUCUGCCGCCCCGCUACGCAGCUGUGAAUAUCACCACCAACCAGGCUGCCCCGUCCGAAGUGCCUACACUACACCUGCACAGCAGCUCAGGCAGCAGUCUGACCCUGUCCUGGGCACCCCCAGAACGGCCCAAUGGAGUCAUCCUGGACUACGAGAUGAAGUACUUUGAGAAGAGUGAGGGCAUCGCCUCCACAGUGACCAGCCAGAAGAACUCUGUGCAGCUGGAUGGGCUGAGGCCUGAUGCCCGCUACGUGGUCCAGGUCCGUGCCCGCACAGUAGCUGGCUACGGGCAGUAUAGCCACCCAGCUGAGUUUGAGACCACAAGUGAGAGAGGUUCUGGUGCCCAGCAGCUCCAGGAGCAGCUCCCCCUCAUCGUGGGCUCUGCUACAGCUGGGCUUGUCUUUGUGGUGGCUGUCGUGGUCAUCGCUAUUGUCUGCCUAAGGAAACAGCGGCAUGGCUCUGAUUCGGAGUACACGGAGAAGCUGCAGCAGUACAUUGCUCCUGGAAUGAAGGUUUAUAUUGACCCCUUUACCUAUGAGGAUCCUAAUGAGGCUGUACGGGAAUUUGCCAAGGAGAUUGAUGUGUCCUGUGUCAAGAUUGAGGAGGUGAUUGGAGCUGGGGAGUUUGGGGAAGUGUGUCGUGGUCGGCUGAAACAGCCCGGCCGCCGGGAAGUAUUUGUGGCCAUCAAGACGCUGAAGGUGGGCUACACUGAGAGGCAGCGGCGUGACUUCCUAAGUGAGGCCUCCAUCAUGGGGCAGUUUGACCACCCCAACAUAAUCCGGCUGGAGGGUGUGGUCACCAAAAGUCGUCCAGUUAUGAUCCUCACUGAGUUCAUGGAGAACUGCGCCCUGGACUCCUUCCUACGCCUCAACGAUGGACAAUUCACAGUCAUCCAGCUGGUGGGCAUGUUGCGGGGCAUUGCUGCUGGCAUGAAGUACCUGUCCGAAAUGAACUAUGUGCACCGUGACUUGGCUGCCCGCAAUAUCCUUGUCAACAGCAACCUGGUCUGCAAAGUCUCAGACUUCGGCCUCUCCCGCUUCUUGGAGGAUGACCCCUCCGAUCCUACCUACACCAGCUCCCUGGGCGGGAAGAUCCCCAUCCGCUGGACUGCCCCGGAGGCCAUAGCCUAUCGAAAGUUCACCUCUGCUAGUGACGUCUGGAGCUAUGGCAUCGUCAUGUGGGAGGUCAUGAGCUAUGGAGAGCGACCCUACUGGGACAUGAGCAACCAGGAUGUCAUCAAUGCUGUAGAGCAGGACUACCGGCUGCCACCACCCAUGGACUGCCCCACAGCACUGCACCAGCUCAUGCUGGACUGCUGGGUGCGGGACCGGAACCUCAGGCCCAAAUUCUCCCAGAUUGUCAACACCCUGGAUAAGCUCAUCCGCAACGCCGCCAGCCUCAAGGUCAUCGCCAGUGCCCAGUCUGGUAUGUCACAGCCCCUCCUGGACCGCACGGUUCCAGAUUACACAACCUUCACAACAGUUGGUGACUGGCUGGACGCCAUCAAGAUGGGGCGGUACAAGGAAAGCUUCGUCAGCGCGGGGUUCGCAUCCUUUGACCUGGUUGCCCAGAUGACUUCAGAAGAUCUGCUCCGGAUUGGGGUCACCUUAGCUGGCCACCAGAAGAAGAUUCUCAGCAGUAUCCAGGACAUGCGGCUGCAGAUGAACCAGACGCUGCCUGUGCAGGAAGUGUGCCCCAAGCCUCUUCAUAUUGAAGAUGGAUUAGGAGAGGGGGUGAUGGCCCCUCCCCAGACCCCUCGGGGCUCAGGCCUUCUUGCUCUUCGGUGGGGGAUCCCCACAACCCAUACUUGGCCAUUCUUCAGUGCUGGAGGUCCUGGCAGGGUCAGGUGUGGGACAAACCUGGGUUCCACAGGGCCCAGCCCUGGCAGGGGUCUGGCCCCCCAGGUAGGCAGAGCAGUCCCUCCUUCAGGCACUGGAGGAGGGGACUCUAGGAAUGGGGGGGAUGUGACACCUCCAUCCUAAAGCCAACUGGCACCUCCAUUUUGCACAGGGACUUGUUCUGGGGGCUGUGGGCCCUGCCCCACCCCCGCCCUUGGUGCUGUCAUAAAAGGGCAGGCAGGGGCAAGCUGAGGAGCAGCCCCUUGCCCCCCCGCCCCCCCCAGAGACUGACUCCCAGAGCCAGAG